AUGAGCCGCCUAGAACUGCUCGUCGUCCUGCUCCUGGCCGUGCCGGCCAUGUCCCUUCCCGUGACAAACGACAUGAAUAAAGGGGACACUAAGGUGAUGAAGUGCAUUGUAGAGGUCAUCUCUGAUACUUUAUCAAAGCCAAACCCCCUGCCGAUCAGUGAGGAAUGCCUAGAAACACUCAGAGGAGAUGAACGAAUCAUUUCUAUCCUUCGCCACCAAAAUUUAUUGAAGGAACUUCAGGAAAUUGCGGCUCAAGGUGCCAAUGAAAGAACUCAGCAGCAGAAGAAAAACAGUGGCUUUGAAGAUGAACUUUCCGAAGUCCUUGAAAGUCAGAACGACAAGAACAAGCAGAGAGAUGCGGCAGGGGAGCGCUCUGGAGAGGAGCAGCCCACGGCGUCCCUGGCUGAGCUGGAAGCACAGAAAGCCCAGCAAAAUGAAGAUUCAAGAGAGGAGGAAAAAAACAGCCUGGAGGAGAGGGAGCCCAGGCCACGGGACGCUGACCCUGGUGAGAAGGAGGACUGGGAGGAAGCAGAGAGCAACGAGAUCAGGGACACAGAGGAUGCCCAGCAAGAUGAAGCUUUGGACAACCACAUCAGCAAAGACUUCAGCAAGGAUGAGCAGCAGCAGCGAGGGAAUGAAGAGGACCACCCCAGAGGCCCCAGGGACAGCCUGGAGCUCGAGGAUGAGGGAGAGCAGCCAUCCAGGCAAGGCCAGAAGCAGAGCAAGGAGACGGCAGCGGAGCGUGUGGAGCGGGAGGAUGAUGGAGGAGACGAUGCUGCAGAGGAGGACCCUACCGAAGCAGAGAGGUCACUUGAUUUGGCUGAGGAGGACGAGGAGGCUGAGGAGAUGCAGGGAGGCAACAAUAACGAUGAUGCUCUGGGAUUUGGCAAAGACGGGCGGAGCUCUGAGGAGGAGGAGGAGGAGGAGGAGGAAGAACAGUCCCGGGCACUGAGAGGAGGAAGGCAUCGUCUGGAGGAUGAGGGGGUGCAGGGGGAGGAGGACACCUUCCAGCCCAGGGAUGCCAAAAGCGAGGAGAUGGAGGAGGAGUCCUCCAGGGAGUGGGAAGAGUCCAAGAGGUGGAACAAAAUGGAUGAGCUGGCCAAGCAGCUGACAUCAAAGAAGCGCAUGGAGGAAAAUGAUAGUGGGGAAGACCCCGACAGGUCCAUGAAAAUGGCAUUUAGGUCCCGCAAGUAUGACUUCAGUAGUCCAGAGGAAGAUGUAAGAAGAUCAUGGAAGCAUCACUCAAAGGAGGACAGCAGUGAAGGAGGCUUCCCGCUUGCUCCCAUGCCUGAAGAAAAGAAGGAUGAGGAAGGCAGUGCUAACAGGAGAACGGAGGACCAGGAGCUGGAGAGCCUGGCCGCCAUCGAGGCUGAGCUGGAGCGUGUCGCCCACAAGCUGCACGAGCUGAGGCGAGGCUGA
This is a messenger RNA of Gavia stellata (red-throated loon), 1419 nucleotides long. It is a transcript of the gene CHGA, whose product is annotated as chromogranin A. Bases 1 to 1419 code for a protein of 472 amino acids. Gene Ontology annotation, biological process: negative regulation of catecholamine secretion; negative regulation of insulin secretion; defense response to bacterium. Gene Ontology annotation, cellular component: chromaffin granule. The record is from RefSeq and is a predicted model, not a curated record. NCBI's taxonomy places the organism in Eukaryota, Metazoa, Chordata, Aves, Gaviiformes, Gaviidae. The transcript is spliced from 8 exons.